Molecule: messenger RNA, 934 nt
Organism: Corticium candelabrum
Lineage: Eukaryota; Metazoa; Porifera; Homoscleromorpha; Homosclerophorida; Plakinidae
Exons: 1
Coding region: 6-686 (226 amino acids)
Molecular function (GO): protein dimerization activity
Source: RefSeq, a predicted model, not a curated record
CACAAAUGUUUGCCGAAAAAAGCCUUAACUACACUAGUGUAAGAACCCUAGUAAAAGGAACAAAGGCAGCCAUAUCCUCGCUUCGAAGUCAAAGAGGGACAUUUUUGCAACAUUUGGAAGAAGAAUUGCCGCGCUUGGCAGAAUAUGGAGUACAGCAGCCUACAGAUGCACAGCUGAAUUCUUUUCGCUUACAAAUUGAGCAACACUAUCUUACAAACGGAGUCCAGCAUUUGGAACAGCGCCUUCCUCAUUCAGGAAUUAUCAGUGCAUUCGAUGUGUUUGCAGGCAAUGACUUUCCAGAUGACCAAGAAUUGAUUAGCACACACGAAGAUAAAGACAUAUCGACGCUGGCCAAGCACUUCAGUCCGAAUAUUAUUAAUUAUAGCGAGUUACUAGUAGAGUGGCCGGCUUUCUGUUAUGCAGUAUGUAUGGCUGAUUCCAGAAACUGCACUGACACGCUAAAGAGACUAAAGCAGUUGAAUGCAACUGAAGUCACAGAACAGUUGAUUACCGUACAAGCUUUGCGUGAACUCUACCCAAAUCUAAGCUCUCUUGCUUGCAUUGGAUUGGUAAUUCCAACAUCUACAGUUGAUUGUGAAAAAGGGUUUUCUACAGUUGGUCGCAUUAAGACACAGAAACGCAACCGUCUAUCCUUUCCUGUGUUGGAGAGACUUCUUUACAUCUAAAUAAAAGGACCAACUUUGUCAGAGGACAACUUUAAUGCAGCCUGUAACAAAUGGGCUAAGUGCUCGCAAUAGAAGAGUUGACGAUUCAAAGUAGCUUGUAUGACACUGACAGUUACAAUGUAGUGUUGCUAACACGUUUUGCGAAAUCUGCAUCUUCAGCUCCGUGUUGGAUUUGUGGGUGUACACAUAACGGCUUAGCCGGGGUCUCUCUCUAUCGACCAUCGCAAUACGUUCACAUCUACCUUUGA